GGCGAAGGAGGGGUGCCCUCAGGUGUCUGCGACCUCGGCGUCUCCCGCCCGGAAGUGCCCGAGGGUCCGCUAUGGAGCUGGCGGAGCCGGGCGCUCAGUAGUGCGGCGGGCUAGCCAGGUGCCAUGGCCCUGAUUGAAGGGGUGGGUGAUGAGGUGACUGUCCUUUUCGCGGUGCUUGCCUGCCUUCUGGUGCUGGCUCUCGCCUGGGUCUCAACACACACAUCGGAGGGCGCUGACCCCCUGCCCCAGCCGUCAGGGACCCCAACACCGGCGCAGCCCAGUGAAGCCAUGGCGGUCACCGAAAACGUCAGAGGGGAAGCCCUAGGAGCUGAGACCCCCAGCCUGAGACACAGAGGUCAGGCUGCACCCCCAGAGCCCAGCACGGGGCUCCCAGCAACGCCGCCACCCCUGGACACCACCCAGGAGCCGUUGGUACUACGGCUGAAGUUCCUCAACGAUUCAGAGCAGGUGGCCAGAGCCUGGCCCCACGACACCAUUGGCUCCCUGAAAAGGACCCAGUUUCCCGGCCGGGAGCAGCAGGUGCGACUCAUCUACCAAGGGCAACUGCUGGGAGACGACACUCAGACGCUGGGCAGCCUUCACCUCCCUCCCAACUGCGUUCUCCACUGCCACGUGUCCACACGGGUCGGUCCCCCGCACCCCCCCUGCCCACCGGGGUCAGAGCCAGGCCCCUCCGGGCUGGAAAUAGGCAGCCUGCUACUACCCCUGCUUCUUCUACUUCUGCUGCUGCUCUGGUACUGCCAGAUCCAGUACCGGCCCUUCUUUCCCCUGACGGCCACUCUGGGUCUGGCCGGCUUCACCCUGCUCCUGAGUCUCCUGGCUUUUGCCAUGUACCGUCCGUAGUGCCUCCACGGGCUCUCAGCAGUGGGGCUGGCGCCUCUGGACCUGGCUCCCGACCACAGCCACAGGGCGGGAGCUGCUGUCUGCCCAGGCCCACCACUCCCGCCUGGGCCUGCCUCUUCCCACUACCCUGGAGCCCAGCCCGGCGCCGUAGAGCACUCCGGGGGCAGGUGGAGGCUCCCCUCUGCGACCUCCACGGCUCUGCGGCGCCUCCCGGGGCUGCUGGCCCUCAGCCGCCACUGACAGUCCGUUCCUCCGGCUCAACCAGCUGCUGUCGCUGCCUUGGCCCUGGGCAGAGCGGGGCCACGCCCCUGGGCUCGGCUUAGUGUUCUUCUGCCUGAGGACCCAGCCACCUCUAGUCCCUAAUUGCUCCUUGCGCUGAUUUGGGGACCCAAGGACCGUGGCGGGGUGGGAGGGGCCGAGGGAGUCCCUUGGAACUU
Molecule: messenger RNA, 1301 nt
Organism: Pteronotus mesoamericanus
Lineage: Eukaryota; Metazoa; Chordata; Mammalia; Chiroptera; Mormoopidae
Gene: TMUB1
Product: transmembrane and ubiquitin like domain containing 1
Exons: 3
Coding region: 124-864 (246 amino acids)
Molecular function (GO): protein binding
Source: RefSeq, a predicted model, not a curated record